Hevea brasiliensis (rubber tree) is the source of this 2362-nucleotide messenger RNA. Its product is annotated as mechanosensitive ion channel protein 4-like. Gene Ontology annotation, molecular function: mechanosensitive monoatomic ion channel activity. Bases 494 to 1696 code for a protein of 400 amino acids. The record is from RefSeq and is a predicted model, not a curated record. Gene Ontology annotation, biological process: detection of mechanical stimulus; monoatomic anion transport. Gene Ontology annotation, cellular component: plasma membrane. The transcript has 4 exons. NCBI's taxonomy places the organism in Eukaryota, Viridiplantae, Streptophyta, Magnoliopsida, Malpighiales, Euphorbiaceae.
AAGUGUAUGAUGUGUGAAGUGUUUCCUUCCCCUCUCACAAACAUCUUUGCUUCCCAUAUUCUCCUUCAUAAGCUUAUAGCAUCAUAUCUAUAAAUGUUUUUCUUGAAAAUUAAUGUCUUUUGAAGUCCAGGUGAAGGAUUUUCUCACUUAGCCUGAAAUUUGCAUGCCGUCUGUGUUCCCAGAAAGCCCGAAAUAAUGGUGGAUAACUUGGAAUUCCUUUUUUCCCUCAAUAUUUCCAGCUAACCAAGCGGAAAUCGUUGCUUUCUGUCAUCAAUUUGUAGAUUCAUACUUUCAGCUACCCUUCCUUCCAUUCUUUCACGAAAAAAGUAAUAAUUUUCUGGGAAAUUUCCAUCGUUUUGCCGUUGUCUGUUUGAAAUGUAUGUCUGAAUUUUGUGUUGUGAUCUGCUGGUAAAAUAAAAGAUAGAGGUUUCCGUUUUCGACUCUUAAGUACUAAGUGGGAGAAAAAGUAAGCUGCCAUCGAAGCAAGCAAAAGAUGUCUAACGGAGCAGAUUGUUGUAUCCCGAUGCCAAAUGGCAAGGAUGAUCAGAACAAAAAGGGCUGGAAAUUUUACACCUUCUUCGUUGGGUCAAUUGUAUUUUCGUGCAUUAUUUUUGGGCUUUUAAUCGCUAGCUUAAAAGUGGAUGGAUUGCAAAAUUGUAAGAUUUGGGAUUUCGAAUUAUGGAAAUGGUGUGUGUUACUAUUGGUUGUUCUGUGCGGUGGACUGACUGUGUACCUGUUCCUACUUGCUUUGGAGUCGUUGAUUAUUGAGAAGUUCCUUUCCGAGGUCGGAGUGGUUUAUUACUUUCAUGGAUUAAAGAGGAGUGUUUUGGUUUUUAUUUGGCUGGCUUUGGUCUUUUUAGCUUGGGUUUUGUUGUUUGAUCGUGGGGAUAAUAAGCAAAACGAGGAUAAAAAGAAGACUGUAAAUGGUGCUACUAGAGGUAUUGGUGGUUGUCUCAUUGGAGCUGCUCUAUGGUUAUUGAAAACUUUGUCAGUUAAGCUUGCAGCUUCUUUCCAUAUGAAGAAUUUGUUUGAGAAAAUUAAAGCGGCAGACCGUAGUCGUAAGAUCUUUGAAUCCAUUUCAACGAAGCCCCAGGACGGCACAAUGAAGUAUACAACAACAGAGUUAUUUGAUGCGAUUCGGAAUAAAAAGCUACCUAAUCUUUGCUAUGAGAAGAAAGAAAUCACAGAUGAGAACACAGCAGCGAAUACUGCUAAUGAGAUUUUCAAGAAAUUUGAACGUGGUGAUGAUGAAAGAUACAUGGACAUGGAUGACUUACUGAAACACAUACCUGCUGAUGUGGACGAUUAUAAGCAUUUCAAGGCAGUUGCAGAGAAAAAACAGAAGGACGAAGGUGAACAGAUCAAGAGAUCAGUUUUCAGGAGUUGGGUGGUUUCACUUUACAACAGCUAUGACUCUGUGAACAGCGCCUUGAAACAAAGGAAAACGGCUGUUGACGAGUUGAACAAAUUGGCUUCCGUGAUUGCGCUUGUUAUUAUCAUUAUAGUGUGGUUGCUUUUCAUGGAAUAUUUAAGCACCAAAGUACUCGUCUUCAUAUCUUCUCAAUUCCUACUUGUAGUUUUCAUGUUUGGAAACACUACCAAGACUAUAUUUGAAGCCAUCGUGUUCGUAUUUAUCAUGCACCCCUUUGAUGUUGGCGAUCGGUGUGUUAUUGAUGGUAUACAGGCAAGUCCCUAAUCUCAAAACCCUCUCAUGCAUGAUUCAUUUAGCUAAUAAUAAUGAUUAAUAUUUUGAUACUUACACUGAUUUCAGAUGAUUGUUGAAGAGAUGGAAAUACUAAAGACGACCUUUCUGAAAUAUGAUAAUGAAAAGAUAUACUAUCCGAACUCAGUUUUAGCUACCAAACCCAUUAGCAACUUAUACAGGAGUCCAUCAAUGUCGGAUUCUUUCGAAUUUGCUAUUGAUCUUCAUACUUCAAAGGAGAAAAUUAAGAAUUUACAAGAAAGCAUCAAAAAGUACAUGGAGGGCAAUCCCAGGCGCUGGAGUCCUGCUAGUCACAGCCUGCAGUUCAAGGAGAUAGAGGAUAUGAAUAAAUUGAAAGUGGCUCUCUAUUUCAAACACACCAUAAACUUUCAUGAUGUUGGAAAGAGGAGCAAACGAAGAUCCGAGCUCGUCUUGAGGAUGAAAAAUUUUUUUGAAAAUCUUGAUAUUAAAUAUUAUCCAUUGCCUCAAAAAGUUCACCUCGUCUAUGGAGCUUGUUUGGGAAAUAGUACCUCUCACCCUUCUGCUGUUCAGAGACGUUCCUUCUCUUUCUAAAGUAUGAUUAAUUAGGUUAAUUAUUAUCGUUUUCUUUCUGUGUGUAAGUCAAGUCUUAUGUAUUACUUGAAGAUUCAAAUAAAUUGU